This is a messenger RNA of Hibiscus syriacus, 1698 nucleotides long. RefSeq names its product palmitoyl-acyl carrier protein thioesterase, chloroplastic-like. Gene Ontology annotation, biological process: fatty acid biosynthetic process. Gene Ontology annotation, molecular function: fatty acyl-[ACP] hydrolase activity; acyl carrier activity. The coding region runs from base 253 to 1515 and encodes 420 amino acids. The record is from RefSeq and is a predicted model, not a curated record. Lineage: Eukaryota; Viridiplantae; Streptophyta; Magnoliopsida; Malvales; Malvaceae. The transcript is spliced from 7 exons.
AAAAGCAAGGAGAGGGAUAGAGAGGGAUAGAGAGGGAGGGAAAAUUCGUAGUAGAGCGCAAUCCGUAGAAGUACCGAGAAGUAUUUGCAGAUCCUAAAUAACGCAAUAGUUUUCUCGAGAAAAUUUUCCUUCAUUGAUUCGCCAUUUUGUUUUUCGCUCGAAGUUGGAGCAUGCAUCAGCUGCCUUUCUAAAAAGCUCGAUUCCAAAAGAGGGAAAUAUAAUUGAUAAUAGUUAAUUUUGAUUUUCAAAAUCAUGGUUGCUACUGCUGCUACAUCCUCGUUUUUUCCCAUAACUUCUUCCCCGGACUCCUCUGACUCGAAAAACAAGAAGCUUGGAAGUGGAUCUACUAACCUUGGUGGUAUCAUGUCGAAUCAAUAUGCUUCUUCUGGAAGUUUGCAAGUCAAGGCAAAUGCUCAAGCCACUCCUAAGAUAAAUGGUACCUCGGUGGUGACUUCUCUGGUUGAAAGUUUCAAGAAUGAAGACGGUACAAGCUCCCCUCCAGCCCGUACAUUUAUCAAUCAGUUACCUGAUUGGAGCAUGCUUCUUGCUGCUAUCACAACCAUGUUCCUGGCUGCUGAGAAACAGUGGAUGAUGCUUGAUUGGAAACCAAAGCGGCCUGACAUGCUCAUUGAUCCUUUUGGUAUUGGGAGGAUUGUUCAGGAUGGCCUUGUUUUCCGACAAAACUUUGCAAUUAGGUCUUAUGAGAUAGGCGCUGAUCGUACAGCAUCCAUAGAGACUCUAAUGAAUCAUUUGCAGGAAACUGCAAUUAAUCAUUGUAAAACUGCUGGGCUGCUUGGAGAAGGUUUUGGUGCAACCCCUAAGAUGUGUAAGAAGAACUUAAUAUGGGUGGUCACUCGGAUGCAGGUUGUGUUCAAACGUUAUCCUACUUGGGGUGAUGUUGUUCAAGUAGACACUUGGGUCAGUGCAUCGGGAAAGAAUGGCAUGCGAAGGGAUUGGCUUGUCAGUGAUAGUAAAACUGGUGAAAUUUUAACAAGAGCCACGAGUGUGUGGGUGAUGAUGAAUAAGGUGACUCGAAGGCUAUCUAAAAUUCCAGAAGAGGUCAGAGGAGAAAUAGAACCCUUUUUUAUGAACUCUGAUCCUGUUGUGGCUGAAGAUAGCCGGAAAUUAGUGAAACUUGAUGAGAGCAAGACUGAAUAUGUGCGCAAAGGUUUAACUCCUAGAUGGAGUGACUUGGAUGUCAACCAGCACGUCAAUAACGUGAAGUACAUUGGCUGGAUCUUCGAGAGUGCUCCAUUGACGGUGUUGGAGAGUCACGAGCUUUCUUCCAUGACACUGGAGUAUAGGAGGGAGUGCGGGAGGGACAGCGUGCUACAGUCACUAACAACUGUGUCGGACUCCAGUGCGGGGGACUUGGUGAAAGUGGGUGAAAUAGAGUGCCAGCACUUGCUCCGGCUCGAGGAAGGGUCGGAGAUUGUGAGAGGGAGGACUCAGUGGAGGCCCAAGUAUGCCAAAAGUUUUCGCGGUGUGGGUCAAAUUCCAGCAGAAAACGCAUAGAAAAAUCACAAAGUUCUCAAUCUGCGGCUGGAGGAGGGGCAUUAAUCCUAUUGCUGUGUGUUACAAUGAUUAAUGUAGAAUCUAAUCUUGUGUUCUAUGGAUCUCUCUCUCUCUAUAUAUAUAUCUAUAUAUAUAUAUAUAUAUAUAUAUAUUCCUUUGAUUCGUCCUGAGAAAUAAUAAUAA